Molecule: messenger RNA, 1995 nt
Organism: Oncorhynchus masou masou (cherry salmon)
Lineage: Eukaryota; Metazoa; Chordata; Actinopteri; Salmoniformes; Salmonidae
Exons: 5
Coding region: 1-1995 (664 amino acids)
Source: RefSeq, a predicted model, not a curated record
AUGGGACUAGAACAGGAGCAGAUGGACACCAUGUACCCCCCCAUUCCCCAUUUCACCUUUAAAUUCCAGAAGAUAUUUAAGCCACACCCCUCUGCUUCCCCCCAGCCACACCCCUCUGCUUCCCCCCAGCCACACCCCUCUGCUUCCCCAGCCACACCCCUCUGCUUCCCCCCAGCCACACCCCUCUGCUUCCCCCCAGCCACACCCCUCUGCUUCCCCCAGCCACACCCCUCUGCUUCCCCCCAGCCACACCCCUCUGCUUCCCCAGUCACACCCCUCUGCUUCCCCAGCCACACCCUCUGCUUCCCCAGCCACACCCCUCUGCUUCCCCAGUCACACCCCUCUGCUUCCCCAGCCACACCCCUCUGCUUCCCCCCAGCCACACCCCUCUGCUUCCCCCCAGCCACACCCCUCUGCUUCCCCCCAGCCACACCCCUCUGCUUCCCCAGUCACACCCCUCUGCUUCCCCAGCCACACCCCUCUGCUUCCCCAGCCACACCCCUCUGCUUCCCCCCAGCCACACCCCUCUGCUUCCCCAGUCACACCCCUCUGCUUCCCCAGCCACACCCCUCUGCUUCCCCAGCCACACCCCUCUGCUUCCCCCCAGCCACACCCCUCUGCUUCCCCCCAGUCACACCCCUCUGCUUCCCCCCAGCCACACCCCUCUGCUUCCCCCCAGCCACACCCCUCUGCUUCCCCCCAGCCACACCCCUCUGCUUCCCCCCAGUCACACCCCUCUGCUUCCCCCCAGCCACACCCCUCUGCUUCCCCCCAGCCACACCCCUCUGCUUCCCCCCCAGCCACACCCCUCUGCUUCCCACCCAGCCACACCCCUCUGCUUCCCCCCAGCCACACCCCUCUGCUUCCCCCAGCCACACCCCUCUGCUUCCCCCCAGCCACACCCCUCUGCUUCCCCCCAGCCACACCCCUCUGCUUCCCCCCCAGCCACACCCCUCUGCUUCCCCCCAGCCACACCCCUCUGCUUCCCCCCCAGCCACACCCCUCUGCUUCCCCCCAGCCACACCCCUCUGCUUCCCCAGCCACACCCCUCUGCUUCCCCAGUCACACCCCUCUGCUUCCCCAGUCACACCCCUCUGCUUCCCCAGUCACACCCCUCUGCUUCCCCAGCCACACCCCUCUGCUUCCCCCCAGUCACACCCCUCUGCUUCCCCCCCAGCCACACCCCUCUGCUUCCCCAUACCCGCCUCUUCCCCAGUCCCGCCUCUCCCCAGUACCCGCCUCUUCCCCAGUCCCGCCUCUUCCCCAGUACCCGCCUCUUCCCCAGUCCCCGCCUCUUCCCCAGUCCCCGCCUCUUCCCCAGUCCCGCCUCUUCCCCAGUCCCGCCUCUUCCCCAGUCCCGCCUCUUCCCCAGUCCCGCCUCUUCCCCAGUCCCGCCUCUUCCCCAGUCCCGCCCCGCCUCCUGCUCCAGCUUGGCUCAGCCACCAAAGAGCAGAACCCAGGCUGGCAUGUGGCGGAGAGGGCGCCCCGUCGCGCGGCGGAGAGGGCGCCCCGUCGCGCGGCGGAGAGGGCGCCCGUCGCGCGGGCGGAGAGGGCGCCCCGUCGCGCGGCGGAGAGGGCGCCCGUCGCGCGGCGGAGAGGGCGCCCGCCGCGCGGCGGAGAGGGCGCCCGUCCGCGGCGGAGAGGGCGCCCGUCGCGCGCGGCGGAGAGGGCGCCCGUCGCGCGGCGGAGAGGGCGCCCGUCCGCGCGGCGGAGAGGGCGCCCGUCGCGGCGGAGAGGGCGCCCAUCGCGCGGGCGGAGAGGGCGCCCGUCGCGUGUCGGAGAGGGCACUCCGUCGGAGAGGGCGCCCCGUCGCGUGGCGGAGAGGGCGCCCGUCGCGUGGCGGAGAGGGCGCCCCGUCGCGUGGCGGAGAGGGCGCCCCGUCGCGUGGCGGAGAGGGCGCUCCGUCGCGUGGCGGAGAGGGCACUCCGUCGCGUGGCGGAGAGAGCACUCCCUCUCAGAGACAAAGGCACAGGGACCAAGGACACCAAGCCCUGA